AUGCCUGCCAUUCCCACUUCCACCUCCGUCAGCGAGUCUGCCGUCAUCGACGCACCCUUCAGCGACGUCUGGCACCUGAUCAAGCUCCAGGACUUCAGCAAGUUUUGGUCGAAGCUUGAGAAAAGCGAAUUUGUCAAGGGCGCCUCUCCCGAGACCGACGUCGUUCAAUGGACAUUCAAGGAUGGCCAAUCCCUCGAGGUCAAGCAAGAGGAACACUCCAGCAUUGACCACUACAUCACCUACUCUGUCAUCUCUGCUAAGCCCGAGCUGAGCUAUACCUCUGUCGUUUCGACCAUUCGCGCAUACCCUGUCACUUCUGGAAAGCACGAGGGUCAGACCUUCAUCACCUGGACCGGCAACUUCUCUUCAGAUGCUGAUGCCAGCGUCAUUCAGGAUGCCAAGUUCAAGCGUCGCGAGGCUCUUGACGACCUCGCUAAGGCCGCCUCGAAGAAAUAG
This is a messenger RNA of Boeremia exigua, 456 nucleotides long. RefSeq lists its product as uncharacterized. Bases 1 to 456 code for a protein of 151 amino acids. The record is from RefSeq and is a predicted model, not a curated record. Lineage: Eukaryota; Fungi; Ascomycota; Dothideomycetes; Pleosporales; Didymellaceae. The transcript is spliced from 3 exons.